AUGGAGGACGAUUGGAGUGGCGACGGGGGGAUGUCGAACCUCCCGCUCCUGGAGGAGCCGAGUGCGUCGCGUUUGCCGUGCUCUGUGCGGUUUCGCGCCUUUUCCGACGCGGUCGACAACCCCGCCGCACGAGCGGCGGCGUGGCGUGCGGCGCCGCCGAACAGUUUCUGCGUCCACAAGCGACGCAGACUGGACGACUUCGCAGGCUGCGAGGGCGAGGCGGUGGUGCGGCCUCUUUUGCGCGUCCUGCGCGACCCCAUUGCGGUGGCGCGGCGGCGCUUUGAGACGCUCCGCUGGUAUGACGAACCCCGCGGCGCGGAGGAAAUUCGCGCCCGCGUUGAGCUUGACAGGCGGCUCGGGGUCAAGCCGAGCCUGGCCGCGCUGCAUCAGGCGUUGAAGCGGCUGCGAACGCUGCACCAGACGACGCUGAUCGCGGAUCUCGCGGAGGACCUCGUGAUGGAUGCGCCGGCGAUGUCUGUCUAUACGCUCCUGCAAAUUGUGGAGGGGCUUGAAGGGGAGCCCCAGCGUGCCGCCUCGCUUCUCUUCUCCUUGACGCCUUUAGUUACAAACGGUACCGUGCCGACAAGCGUGUGGUCCUCGCUCUGCUGCGAACUGGAUACUGUGGCGCGGCAGAUGCCAGCGCCCCUAGAGCGGUCGGUAGUUGACCUCUUUGGGCAGCUGUUUUACCGGGUCCGGGACGAUGGCCCUGUGAACGGGUCUAUUGUGGUGUAUUACGGUCAGGCGCUGCUGAAGAGCCGCGCGCCGAUUCGCAGCGUGGUGGGAUUUGUGCAGACCGAAUUACUAAGCGGACGCAACACGCCACCGAGCUACGGCGUAUCAGAGCUUCGACUGAGCGCAUUUCUUAGUGAGUUGAUUCAGGUCUUGUCUGGUCGCCCGAGCGGGGGUGCGGACGAGCGGGAGGAGGGGCCGCCGCUUUCCGCGCGCGAGCGGCUCUUGUGCUGCAGUGACCUUGUCAAGCAUGCGUACGCGGGGCGACUUUCUCUGAAUCAGAUCGCAUUUGACGUGCUCUUGCGCUUCUGCGACGAGCAGCGGGAGUACAACCUCCUUUGCAUCCUCUUUCUCGCCAUGUGCGCACUCUCCACGCCGACGCUGCUCUCCGUCACCCGCGUCGCGGAGGUGCUGUGUGACGUGGAGGAGCUCUUCUGCCACUUGGCGGGCGUCCUCGGCCAGCCCGUCUCGCGCUGGAUGCUGUACCUUUUGGUGCGCCACGGAAAGUCGAGUCUCUUUUCCCCCGUCAAUCGAAAAAGGACCCAUCGCGAGGCCCUUGAGUUGCACUUGUGUGAGUGCCUGGCGCGCUUGUGCGCACGCGACAGGGACGCCUCGCUCUGCAUGGACGUUUUUGACGCGACCGUUGAGUACGGGAACCCGGCGGGGGCGCACGCCUUUGUCUGCGCCUUGGCGCGUGCGCUGGGUGCGGCGCAGCUUCCCUUUGCUGGGGCGGCGACGAAGAUGGACGUGGCGGCGUUGGAGCCCUUUAACAUCGAGACGUUGUACUACGCACUAGAGCCGGCUGACGUGAGACUUGAGGAGUUCCGCUCCUUUAUCCGCGAGCGACCCGCGGCGUUUCUCUUCCCGUCCCGCAAAGGGGGUGGUGUGACGCUGGAGCGCGCCCUCGCCGUCCUGUUGGAGUCGCCGCAGGUGUACGGCACCGUGCUGGACGCAAGUGCGGUGUGCGCCCUCGCCGAGUCACCAGCCCUCGCAGAGGCGUUUGUGAAGAUGAUGGGCGGAUACGCGGCCAAGUCGGGGGCGUUUGCGUUUGUGCCGUUUGAGGUCUCCGCCGCGACGCAGCUGACGGAGGCCGGGCGGCGGCUGCUGCUCGCGUGGCUGGCAAAGCACAGCUGGCUAAUCCUGCUGCCGCUUUCCUCCGCCGUCCAGCUCCUGCCAGUCGCCACUUCCUCUGCAACGCUGACAUCGGCCUCACCGCAGCAGCAGCGGCAGCCGCCGUCGUCGUUCUGGUCGCCGUGUGUUCUGUUGUUUCACGCAGUACGCCGUGUGGGGCACAAGAAGGUAGCAUUUGUAACCGCCGCCGCUCCUGUUGCGGAGCAGGCGAAGGCGGAGGGCGUGCAUCCCGUCAUCACGCUUGACGAGCUGAAGGCACGCCUCGGCCUGCAGUAA
Molecule: messenger RNA, 2136 nt
Organism: Trypanosoma conorhini
Lineage: Eukaryota; Euglenozoa; Kinetoplastea; Trypanosomatida; Trypanosomatidae
Exons: 1
Coding region: 1-2136 (711 amino acids)
Source: RefSeq, a predicted model, not a curated record